AUGUCCUACAACGACUACAACUCCGGCGGCAACUCCGGCGCCAGCGCCAACUACUAUGACCAAAACGCCGACUUCCGCGACACACGCUACAACGGACCCCCCUCCUAUUCCAACGAGAACCAACACGACGACUUCAGCAGCGCAGCCCACCACGCCUCGCAGGAGCACAGCAGUGAAGACCGAUCCUUCUUCGACAGCGCACUCUCCUUCAUCAAGGAGCGUAAGGGCGAGUAUGCCGAUACAUCCAAGUACGAAGUUGACGAGGCGCAUGCCAUGAAUGCCCACCAGGCUAUGUAUGGUGGUGGUGGUGAUGAGCGCAGUCAUGAUUCGGGGACUGUGGGUGCGGGUGCGGCGAUGCAGGCGCUUAAGAUGUUUACUGGUGGUGGUGGUUCCGGGGGUGGUUCGGAUGGGGGUAUGGAUAAGAAUAAGUUGAUGGGGUUGGCUAUGGCGCAAGCCAGUAAGCUUUGGGAUGAGAAGAAUGCUAGUGGGAAUGUGUCUGGCGAUAAGCAGUCCGCGGUUAACUCUGCUGCUGAGAUGGCGUUGAAGAUGUACAUGAAGGGUGGCAGUGGUGGUAUUGGUGGAACUGGUGGUGCUGGUGGUCUGAUGAGUUUGGCCAGCAAGUUCUUGUAA
Molecule: messenger RNA, 630 nt
Organism: Penicillium waksmanii
Lineage: Eukaryota; Fungi; Ascomycota; Eurotiomycetes; Eurotiales; Aspergillaceae
Exons: 2
Coding region: 1-630 (209 amino acids)
Source: RefSeq, a predicted model, not a curated record